Molecule: messenger RNA, 1281 nt
Organism: Saitoella complicata NRRL Y-17804
Lineage: Eukaryota; Fungi; Ascomycota; Saitoellomycetes; Saitoellales; Saitoellaceae
Exons: 2
Coding region: 1-1281 (426 amino acids)
Biological process (GO): actin cytoskeleton organization
Molecular function (GO): actin binding; small GTPase binding
Source: RefSeq, a predicted model, not a curated record
AUGACACCGGACGUUAAAGCUGCAUUUGUUAAACACGGAUCACCGACAAAGUCAAUAAAACGCGAUCAUGAUACUUCGUUCAAUAUCCUCGUCUCGCCAUCGAAGAAGAAGCAGAAGUUUAGCAUUCCGCUGUCACCGACGAAGAAGUGUAAAGCAGUUGAUCCAACAAGUCUCGUCAAGUACCUUCAGAAGACGAAGGCGAGAGAGGUGGAAGUCGCAAAAGUACACAAACUGGGCAUGUUACUGCGUAAUGAGACCAUCGAUUGGGUUGACAGCUUCCUGAAUGCUGGCGGCUUCCAAGUUCUGAUGAACCAGCUGAAUGAGCUGAUCGACAUGGAGUGGAGGGAGGAGCAACACGACGAUCAACUACUACACGAAAUCCUGUUGUGCCUGAAAGCAUUAUGGACGGUGCAGCGAGCAGUGGGAAUGCUCUUAUCAGCGUCGAAGACCCUGAUACCCAAGUUAACGGAUUUCCUGUUUUCAAAGAAGCAACCCGCCGAGUACGAGGAUCGGCGCAUUUUAAUCGAGCUGAUGACGACCUUCCUUCUAUCAUACGCGACCCUUGAUUCACGACACUCCGCAGCACGCACUCUCCUUUCUCACCUCUCAGAUCCCCCAACACCAUCCUCAACGAUCCCUCUCUUCCUUGAAGCAGCGCAUACACCACGUCCCUUCAAACAUCGCUGGUGUCAAGAAAUGGGCGCUGUUACGAGAGACGUCUUCUGGGUUUGGUCCCACAGCAGCAACAUCAUCCAAUCAACUCCCCUCGAACUCUCUAUAUGGACAAACUUGGACUAUCAAGACCGAAUCCUCGCGGAGAAAGAAGCCAAAACCGCCGCCGAAUUACCAUCAGGUUUCGUGGGUAGUCCAGAAGAAGGAGCAUGUUCAUACAUGACCGCGAUGGUCCGCCUCCUCAAUCUCCUGAUUGUUGCGUAUGCGGAACCGAGGGUAUCUGAAGCUGAACAGCGGAUGCAGAGACAUGGUUUGAGGAUACAGUUACGUGAUUCGGGGAUGGAGAAGAUUAUGGGUAGUGCCCUGCGGCGGGCGAAUGCGAAGUACUAUAAGGGACUUCAUGCUGGAUUGUCGCAUUGGGUGGCUAUGGCGUGGUUAGAUGAGUGGAGUGCGAGUACUGUCUCGCAUGGACCUGUUGGAGAGGCUGUAGGUGGAAGACAUGGGGGGGGCGGAAAGUCCCCUCGGAAACCCGUUCCGCUGUCAAAGGACGAAGAGUUCAAAUUACCAGAGCUGCCGAAAUGGUCAGAAUUCAGCAAAUUCGAUGAUUGA